CGCGCCUGGCGGCCCGGCUCUGGAGCAUAAACAAGAGCGGGGUCGGGAUGAGGCGGCUGUUGAUGUCCGCGCGGCGAGUGGCGGCGAGCGGGGCUCGGCGCCGACCCUGAGCUCACCCCGACCUGCCCUCCCGCGCGCGAGCUCCGGGCCGGGCCCACCCGCCGCGCGCCCACCAUGAACCUGGCGAGUCAGAGUGGCGAGGCUGGCGCCAGCCAGCUACUCUUCGCCAACUUCAACCAAGACGUCACGUCUCUAGCUGUUGGUAGUAAAUCCGGUUAUAAAUUUUUCUCCCUUUCUUCUGUGGAUAAACUGGAACAGAUCUAUGAAUGCACUGACACUGAAGAUGUGUGCAUCGUGGAAAGAUUGUUCUCAAGCAGCUUAGUGGCCAUCGUCAGCCUCAAAGCCCCCAGGAAGCUGAAGGUUUGCCACUUUAAGAAGGGGACCGAGAUCUGCAACUACAGCUACUCCAACACCAUCCUGGCUGUGAAGCUGAACAGGCAGAGGCUGAUCGUGUGCCUGGAGGAGUCUCUGUAUAUACACAACAUCCGGGACAUGAAGGUGCUGCACACCAUCCGGGAGACGCCCCCGAACCCCGCAGGCCUGUGUGCGCUGUCGAUCAACAACGACAACUGUUACCUGGCGUAUCCAGGCAGCGCGACCAUCGGGGAGGUGCAGGUCUUCGACACCAUCAACCUGAGAGCUGCAAACAUGAUCCCGGCUCACGACAGCCCUUUAGCCGCACUGGCCUUCGACGCCAGCGGAACCAAGCUCGCCACUGCUUCCGAGAAGGGGACCGUGAUUAGGGUAUUUUCCAUUCCAGAAGGACAAAAGCUCUUCGAGUUCCGGCGAGGAGUGAAGAGGUGUGUGAGCAUCUGCUCCCUGGCCUUCAGCACGGACGGCGUGUUCCUGUCCACCUCCAGCAACACGGAGACUGUGCACAUCUUCAAGCUCGAGACUGUGAAAGAAAAGCCUCAGGAGGAGCCCACCACCUGGACCGGCUACUUCGGGAAGGUGCUCAUGGCGUCCACCAGCUACUUGCCCUCCCAAGUGACAGAAAUGUUCAACCAGGGCAGAGCCUUUGCCACAGUCCGCCUGCCUUUCUGUGGCCACAAGAACAUCUGCGCGCUGGCCACAAUCCAGAAGAUUCCCCGAUUGCUGGUGGGAGCCUCGGAUGGGUACUUAUACAUGUACAACCUGGACCCCCAGGAGGGAGGAGAGUGCACCUUGAUGAAGCAGCACAAGUUGGACGGCAGCAUGGAGACGACCAACGAGAUCCUAGACUCCACGUCCCACGACUGCCCCUUGGUGACGCAGACGUACAGCACGGCCGUGGCCAAGGGUCCUCACGUGCCUUCGUCCCCAACGGCACUGGCCUACGCAGACGAGCUGGGCGCGGUGGGCGGCGCAGGCCUGGAGGACGAGGCCCGCGCCCUGCGGCUGGAGGACGACAGCGAGCAGCCUCCCAUGAUCCUCCGGACAGACUGACCGUGACCUGUGAGAACGCUGGCUGACAGAGGACUUUGCGUCAUGCUGCUAUGAACUUUGACCUGAGUUGGGGGAGAGAAUGGCAGAGACUUCAAGAGGAAAAAAAGAUUGUAGCUGUAGUCUCGCUCCAUACUGUCGAGAAAUACAUUGGUUUCACUUCAGUGGCUUUUAAUCCUGCUUAUGAAUUUCAGCUUUUUGUUGGUUUUCUCAUUUUGCCAAAAUUAACUGUUUGGUGAAGCCCUUGAAACCGCCUUGCUUUGCAUGUAUUAAUGUGCCGAUCCAGCCUGGGAGAGCUAGAGCCACUUCCUAACCACCUGCAGGCGUUUGGGUUUUCAAUCUGUACAGACUGAGGAGCGGCCCCGAGAAGGCAGCAGCGACCGGAGCGGGUCCGGCGGGGCCGGGUGGCGACCUGGAGGGGGUUCCCUCUCCCUAGAGCCCCUCCGGGACCGUUUUCCCCGUUUUAUUUUGUUAAUUAAAUUCUUUCCAAAUUGGAUUUUUCUGGGGUUUCUUCUGCGGUGGAUUUUUGUUUCUGGUCUUGUUUUCCACGUGGGUGUUAGAAGAGAGAGGUUCUUCCCAACAUUGAAAACCUUUUUCUCUGAUAGCACGUGAGCUUGAAAGACCGCCAAGGAGCAACAGAGUGAGGGAAGGCCACGUAGGUAAAUCAUCUGGUCUUUGCUGUGAUCUUCCUGUUGGACAACUGUGUGUGUGUUUUUUUGUUUUGUUUUGUUUUUUUGCGGUACGCGGGCCUCUCACUGUUGUGGCCUCUCCCGUAGCGGAGCACAGCCUCCGGACGCUCAGCCUCAGCGGCCAUGGCUCACGGGCCCAGCCGCUCCAUGGCAUGUGGGAUCCUCCCAGACCGGGGCACGAACCCGUGUCCCCUGCAUCGGCAGGUGGACUCUCAACCACUGCGCCACCAGGGAAGCCCCAUGUGUGUGUUUUUGUGUUUGUUUUUUUAAGGAACAUUUGUAGCUGCUUCUUUGCCCAUAAAGCACAGAAUUCAAAUGUGAUAGGCACCUGAAUUGUGCUCUUAGCUCGAGCUCCAUUGUCUGGGGGGGGUCCUUCCUACCUGUGUCAGGAGGAGGUGAGAGGAAGCUGGCUGGAGACAUCUUGCUUACAGGGUGACCUGGGCCUAUCUGUUUUCGUCUUCAAAAUUGAUCAGCAAAAGUGAUGAGAGAUUGUGGUCACAAGCUCAGUGUUUGCCUGGCUUCCCUUCUCAUUCUCAUAGAAUUUAAACAACCUCAAAUACCUCGAACUCUGCAUUCCAAACCAAGACACGUAGUAGUUAAAGUUUUGAGGGAUUUUAAGAGGAGUUGGCGGCAUAAAAGUGGGUUCUGGCUUUUUGGGGACGGUGACGGUUAAGGCUGGAAGCGGAAGAGCGACAGUGUCUGCCUUCCCUCUUUGAACAGAGGAAGGGUCUGCGGUGUCUGUUCCGGGUCGUGUGUGUACCUGGGUUGUGGCGGUCGAGUGGCUCGUGACGGGGAAGCAGUUGUCAAACUGACUGCCCCCGUCCAGUGCCCAGCUCCAAGGUCAGUCCCCGAGCGUCAGGCUGUUGUCGAGUGGUUGGCCCGGUGGCAGGGGUGCCCGGGGCGCAUGUGACCGCAGCAGAAUUGCAGAAACGCUCGUUGUGGCAGCGACGUGAAGUGCACGCUAGAGGAGAAGGUGGGAACACAGUCAGCUUUCCCCCAGAGCCUCUGUGCGUCUGUCCUGGAUCCCUGACUAAACAGGAAGCGCCGGCGAUGGGUCUGGCACCCGGGCCCCUGCUGAGCCCUGAGCGAGGGCAGAGGGGCCCGGCGGCCCCGUCCACCCGGCCGCGCCUGGAGCUCCCUCCCUCUCUGUCUCUUGAAGCAGGCUCGGCGUCCAGCUCCUCAGUGUCGGGGUGUCCGUGGCUGCUGUGAUGCCUCCCUGUCAACUGGUCCCGGCCCUGCUGGUCGACUCCACGCUUGGGGUGAUUGGGGGAACCAGAUCUGCUUCGCCAGGUUUCUCUUGUGAAAGGCACGUGGUUUCGUCGUUCUUUGGGGUCAGUCAUCCCAGCAGACGGGGUCAGCGUCAGUUCCCCCCGCCGUGGGGCCCAGCUGGCCCAGGCACUGUCUUCUCGGACAUGAGAGCUCUUUGCUCGCCCGGGUCACUGUGACCUGCGCGCCGCCAAGAGGGGGUCCGAGGAUUCUUGGUUGAGAAGAACUGAAAGGAUGGGUGGGUGUUUGCUGACCAGCCUCUGGAGGGGUGAGCGCCCCUGCACUUCCCUUUGCCUUUUCCGUUGCCCAAGCAUAUCCCUUCCUCUGCUCCACGUGGGUCUGAGUCCCAGCGUCACCGGCCUGAGGCCCCUGCAGGAGACUUGGACAGGAAGGCCAAAGGCCGCUGACUGGUCGACAGCAGGACUCUGCCAGGAUGAGGGGGGACUCAGCCAGACCCAGCAGAGCACGUGUCCUGGGUGGCUGAACCCCCAGACUACACACCAGUGUUAAUUUUUUAUGUCAUAGUUUUCCAAACUUAAGAUUACUUGUCACUGCCGGGAAACUUGAUGGACUUGGCGUGCAUCAGGACCAGAUCUUUUGUACUUUCUAAAUGAUGGGGCCAAGCGGCAGCUUGAACCUGGAGUUAAGGACUGAAUUCAGCCCCCGAUUCUACCACUGCUGGCGGUGGCACCUGGAGCCUCGGGCUCUGGACUGGACAGCGGGAGCCGUCCCUGCCUCACGGCUCUCGCGACGUGUAACUCGAGGUGGGCGCCCAGCCAGCAUUGAAACAGAAACCCGUCUUACGGAACUGAACGCAUCGUUUUCCUUCAGCUCUGGUUCCUGAGCACAAAGCCGGUGGGAAUCGGUAUAAACCACUUCGGCACACCAGGUUCUGUGUGGUUCCCUUUCAUCCCCUGACGCCCAGAGCAGUGGGUGGACACGGGCAUCGGUCUGGACACUUGCCGAGUCUCGGACGCCAGCACCGCCCAUGUGGCUACAGUCCGCCACCAGACCCUGGGGCCUGCGCCCCCGUCCCAGCACAGACCCCCUUCCGGCCAAGACAGGACAUGAACUUCCUGGUGUCGCCUGGAGCGCCCAGCCCUGCCCUCUGCCAGGGCUCGCAGCCCAGGAGUGGGCGACCGAGCUCUGCCUGUUCACGGGUUCGUUUGGGGAGGAGAGAAGAGAGAGAAUCUCAGCUCCCCCACGGCCAACAGUGACCACGUGCUGAAGAGACGAGAAGUGCCCAGGUCCCUGCCUAGCAAAGGAGCACAGGACGGCCAGCAACGGGCUCAUCUCCCCGGCCUGUGGCCAGCCGGCAGCUGCAGUUCCGCGCAGGGCUGCCCGUGAGCCAUGCUCGGGGGUGGUGUUUGUCCCCCAACCCCCCAAAAAAAUCUCUGUAGGUCCUCUUUUGCAUGCAGGGAAUGACGGGAUCUCUGGUUUUAAAUGUCCAUGUGAAACCGUAGCUAGCACAGCUGAGAAUCCAAAUACGUUAUUUUACAAGUGUACUUAAUCAUUCUUAAACUCAAGGUGGGUGGGCUGAGAACUUGGGUGUCAGAAAUGUGAAAACAACGUGCACGCAAGCCAUUGGCAUUUGGUUUGGGGGGACGCUUUACACAGGAUUCUCUUCGUGAGUAACUUAUUUCUUACUGAAAAUAUGUAAUGAUUGCUAAUAGCCAAGCAGACAGAUUUCACUGCUGUGUAUUUUAGUUCUUACCCAGGUCAAAAUCCUUGGCCCGUGUUGUACCUUUUUAUUCUGUGGAUUUUGUGAAGCACAAAAAACAUUGGAUUUGGAGGCGUGACCAGCCCUUAGCCUUCCCUAAGGUAUCUGACCAGAAAAGUCUUUAAUUUGGGAGAAUUAAAUCUUUUUGAAGCUCCGA
This is a messenger RNA of Lagenorhynchus albirostris (white-beaked dolphin), 5314 nucleotides long. RefSeq names its product WD repeat domain, phosphoinositide interacting 2 (gene WIPI2). Gene Ontology annotation, biological process: autophagy of mitochondrion; protein localization to phagophore assembly site; nucleophagy. Lineage: Eukaryota; Metazoa; Chordata; Mammalia; Artiodactyla; Delphinidae. The transcript has 12 exons. Gene Ontology annotation, cellular component: phagophore assembly site membrane; extrinsic component of membrane; cytosol. Gene Ontology annotation, molecular function: phosphatidylinositol-3-phosphate binding; phosphatidylinositol-3,5-bisphosphate binding; protein binding. The record is from RefSeq and is a predicted model, not a curated record. Bases 175 to 1485 code for a protein of 436 amino acids.